AUGAAGGUGUGCUGCCGGCUGCUCUCUGCCGCAGAUGCAGCGUCGCUCAUACGAUGUAUUGGCCCCUUUUCAGUGCACCGUGGUGAGGCGAAGGGUGUAAUUGAGGUGUUCUCCGGCGACCCCCAGCACCCCGUGAAGAAGCUUAACCUUCUUGACCUCGCCUAUGUGGCCGCUCUCCCAGAGCUCACCAAGCUACUCUCCGAGGAGCUCAACGCUGAAGCACGUGUUGCUAUUUUCGCAGCACGUGACGGGUGCUCGUUUUCGGCUGGCAUCGACUUGAGGCUGCUCUCGGGGAUGUCUCUGCCUUCUGGCGGCGGCGCCGUUGCCACUGCAGCAUCUUUGAGCGACACCAAAGCCCCUGCAAUGCUUCUUCAGCAUCAGCACCGUGCUGUGCGCGCUUUUCAAGAUGGGAUAUCAUCGCUGGCACGAUGCCGCAUACCCAUCAUUGCCGCAAUCGAUCACCACUGCAUCGGUGGGGCAACGUCCGUCGUAUCUGCGUGCGACGUGCGGUACACCACAACACGCGCAACCUUUUCUGUGAGGGAGGCGGCAGUGGGUCUCGCGGCGGACAUUGGCGUCCUGCAGCGUCUUCCUGCCAUUAUUGGUGAGGGACGCACGCGCGAGCUUGCCUUCACGUGCCGCGACUUCAACGGCGUGGAGGCAAAGGCAAUGGGCUUUGUCGAGGAGGUGUGUACUGAUUAUUCAGCGCUCCUUGCCCAUGCGCGUAUGCGGGCAGCACAGAUUGCUGCCAACUCGCCACUGGGCGUGCAGAACACAAAGCUAAUACUGAACUGGGAGCGGGAGCGCGCGGUCCAGACGUCACUCGAGUACCAAGCUGCAAUCAACGCCUUUAGCCUAAAGUGCAACGACAUCCCAGAGGCAGCGCGUGCAUUUGCUGAGAAACGGGUACCCAUGUUCACUGAUUACAUGGAAAACCUCACAGGAGGCUUCCCGCAGUCAAAGCAAUCGUGA
Molecule: messenger RNA, 972 nt
Organism: Leishmania braziliensis MHOM/BR/75/M2904
Lineage: Eukaryota; Euglenozoa; Kinetoplastea; Trypanosomatida; Trypanosomatidae
Product: putative peroxisomal enoyl-coa hydratase
Exons: 1
Coding region: 1-972 (323 amino acids)
Molecular function (GO): delta(3,5)-delta(2,4)-dienoyl-CoA isomerase activity
Source: RefSeq, a predicted model, not a curated record